Messenger RNA from Opisthocomus hoazin, 4614 nucleotides. Lineage: Eukaryota; Metazoa; Chordata; Aves; Opisthocomiformes; Opisthocomidae. The record is from RefSeq and is a predicted model, not a curated record.
AUGGAAACUUCUGCUUCAACAGCUGCUGGGAAAACAGAAGGGAAAGGUGCAGUUCUGGAGGGGAAUGGCUUUACAGAGACGGGGAAGAAACCCACUCCUUUAGCAGCUGCAGGAGCAGCAGUGGCACAAGGAGUGCCGCAGCACAUUUUUCCGGCCUUCCACGCUCCUUUGCCAAUUGACAUGCGCCACCAGGAAGGACGAUACCAUUACGAACCUCACUCUAUCCACGCUAUCCACGGGCCUCCUCCCCUGAGCGGCAGCCCCGUCAUCUCUGACAUCUCCCUCAUCCGCCUGUCUCCGCACCCCGCUGGGCCCGGCGAGUCGCCCUUCAGGCCGCCGCACCCCUACGUGGCACCUCACAUGGAGCACUCCCUCCGCUCCGUCCACGGCAGCCCCACGCUCUCCGUCAUCUCCGCUGCCAGGGGCCUCAGCCCCGCCGACGGUAAGACGCUGUGCUACCGCUACUGCCAUGAUUUUGUGAAGGAGAGAGGCCGCUGGGCCCUCUCCCCCCCUCCCUGGGGUGCCGGCUGCACGGGGGUGAACUACUACCACCAAAUGACGCUGAUGGCCGGCCACCCAAACCCCUACGGGGACCUCCUGAUGCAGAGUGGGGGAGCAGCCAGCACAGCCCAUCUCCACGAUUACCUCAACCCCGUCGACGUGUCUCGGUUUUCGAGCCCCCGGGUGACUCCAAGAUUAAGCCGAAAACGAGCCCUGUCUAUCUCCCCGCUGUCUGAUGCCAGCAUUGACCUCCAGACAAUGAUCAGGACCUCUCCAAACUCUCUCGUGGCAUAUAUCAACAACUCCAGAAGCAGUUCAGCAGCGAGCGGCUCCUACGGCCAUUUAUCCGCCGGGACAAUCAGCCCGGCGUUCAGCUUCCCCCACCCCAUUAACCCCGUGACAUACCAGCAGAUCCUGACCCAGCAGAGGGGCCUGAGCUCAGCCUUCGGACACACUCCUCCCCUGAUCCAGCCAUCCCCAACCUUCCCCCCGCGCCAGCACAUGGCGGUCAUCUCCGUCAACCCGCCGCCAGCACAGAUCAGCAGCAACAGCAACUGCAUCUCUGACUCCAGCCAGAGCAAGCAGAGCAGCGAGUCGGCCGUGAGCAGCACAGUCAAUCCAGUAAUUAACAAGCGCAGCAAAGUCAAGACUGAAGUCGAGGGCUUGCUCCCAGCAUCCCCAACCACACAGGAGCAUCUGACAGACCUGAAAGAAGAUCUAGAUAAGGAUGAAUGUAAACAGGAGCCUGAGGUUAUUUAUGAGACGAACUGUCACUGGGAAGGGUGCACAAAGGAAUAUGACACUCAAGAGCAGCUCGUCCAUCACAUCAACAACGACCACAUCCACGGGGAGAAGAAGGAGUUUGUGUGCCGCUGGCAGGACUGCACAAGGGAGCAGAAGCCCUUCAAGGCUCAGUACAUGCUGGUGGUGCACAUGCGAAGGCACACUGGAGAGAAGCCACACAAGUGCACGUUUGAGGGUUGCUCCAAAGCCUAUUCCCGCCUGGAGAACUUAAAGACACACCUGAGGUCCCACACUGGAGAAAAACCCUACGUCUGUGAACACGAAGGCUGCAAUAAAGCCUUUUCCAAUGCCUCGGACAGAGCCAAGCACCAGAACAGGACGCAUUCCAAUGAGAAACCCUACGUCUGUAAAAUCCCUGGCUGCACAAAGCGGUACACAGACCCCAGUUCCCUCAGGAAGCAUGUCAAGACCGUGCACGGGCCUGAUGCCCACGUCACAAAGAAGCAGCGCAACGAUGUCCACCCGAGGCCACCUCUACUCAAGGAAAAUGGGGACAACGAGGCAAGUGCCAAGCAGAGCAGCAAGGUUUCAGAGGAGAGCCCCGAGGCCAACAGCACCACAAGGAGCAUGGAGGAUUGCUUACAAGUCAAAACGAUAAAAACGGAGAAUUCUGUGGUGUGUCAGUCCAGUCCUGGUGGCCAGUCGUCGUGCAGCAGUGAGCCUUCACCCCUUGGCAGCACCAACAACAAUGACAGUGGAGUAGAAAUGAACAUGCACAGUGGAGGAAGUCUGGGAGAUCUGACGGCGUUGGAUGACAACGCUCCUGUUGUGGACUCAACGGUCUCAUCUGGUAAUUCGACAGUCAGCCUGCAGCUAAGGAAACACAUGACGACGAUGCAACGACUUGAACAGCUCAAGAAAGAGAAACUCAAGACAGUUAAGGAUUCCUGCUCAUGGGUGAGCCCAGCUCCACAAGCCAGAAACACCAAGCUGCCUCCCAUCUCAGGAAAUGGCUCUAUUCUAGAAAAUAGUGGUGGUUCUUCCGCUACACUGCCUAAUCCCAGAAUAAUGGAGCUGUCUGUCAAUGAGGUUACGAUGCUGAACCAACUCAAUGAGCGCCGUGAUAGUACGACAAGCACCAUCAGCUCUGCCUAUACUGUCAGCCGCAGAUCGUCAGGGAUUUCCCCGUACUUCUCAUGCCGCCGCUCCAGCGAGGCUUCGCAGCUCGGGCACCGUCCCAAUAACACAAGCUCUGCCGACUCCUACGACCCUAUUUCAACAGAUGCCUCCCGCCGGUCAAGCGAGGCGAGCCAGUGCAGCGGGAUGCCGGGUCUGUUGAACCUCACACCAGCUCAGCACUACAGGCUGAAAGCCAAGUAUGCUGCUGCCACAGGGGGCCCUCCUCCGACACCCCUGCCAAAUAUGGAGAGGAUGACCCUGAAGAACAGGAUCUCACUUAUGGAUGGACCAGACCCCACCCUGCCCUCCGUCCGCCUCCCGCCAGGCCCCAGGCGUUGCAGUGAUGGUAACACCUAUGGCUACCCAUCAGCUACAGCAUUUCCCCAUGAGGUGCCAGGCAACUGCACAAGGCGGGCGAGUGACCCGGUGAGGAGACCUGCUGGAGACCCCCAGGCCCUCCCUCGAGUUCCCCGCUUCAACAGCACCAACAGUAUGAACCCCUUCCAUCCUCCACACCCCACGGACAGGAGGAAUUUCGGCCUCCAGAGCUAUGGGCGCUCAGAUGGGAGCCUCCCCCGACAUACCUACUCACCCCGGCCACUCAGCAUCAGUGAAAACAUCACCAUGGAAGCCAUGUCUGGGGAGGCAGAGGUGCCCGUUGGAGAUGAUGACAUUAUGCUGCCAGACGAUGUGGUGCAGUACAUCAAAUCCCAGAGCAAUGGGGUGGUGGCUGAGAGUACUUCCAUGGGGUACAGCAACGAGAUGCAGAGCUUCCAGGGAAGCGGGAAGCUGCAGCCUCCUGCCUUGCCUGGACAACGUAGGACGGCAGUGGCUGAGGCGAGCAUGAGCCACCUGGGACCCGUGAUGGCAGAGUGUCCCAUGAGCUUUGAUACUUCCUCAGACAUGAAUAAAAAUAACAUGCCCGUCCAGUGGAAUGAAGUCAGCUCGGGUACAGUUGAUCUCAUGUCCAAUCAGUCGAAACCGCAGUUUUCGCAAGGGAACUUAGCAGUGGUCCAGCAGAAGCAGAACUUUGGUCAGUACCAGAACUACAACCAGCAGCAGAUGCAGAUGCCUGAGAACAGCAUGAAUGUAACACAGCAGAGCUUUAUGCAAAGAAAUGUGGGCAUGGAUGGGCAGAGGCUAAACUGUAUGCAGCUGCGGCAGCAGCCGAUGAGCCUGGGUCCCAGUAUGAACCCUGACCUAGGCUUGCACGCAGGGUAUAACCAGCCUCAUCAGAUGCUGACCCCCAGUGCAAUCAGUGGCAACCCAAAUCAGAUCUCUCCUUCUUGUAGCAGCAUGGCAGCAAAGUCUGGACACCAUCUUCACCCUCAGCAAAUGGACAUGGCGACUGACCCUUCUUUAAUGGUGAGCAGCAACAGUGAGCGCACGAUGCUGGGCCAGGUCAUGCACGAACCGAGUCAGCAGAACUACUCAUCUCAGCCGACCCACCUGAACUUCCCCAUGGCUCAGGAGGCCUUCCAUCAGCCCGUCGUGGCCUCCAACCAGACCAGCUUUGAGCCUCAGCAGAGCACGAUGGGCUCAGCUGCACAGAUUUAUCCACCCAGCAUGGUCCAGCCUCGUCCGCCACCCGAGCCGAGCCCAGCCAGCAGAUCCCGAGGCCUGCGCACCGUGCAGCAGCUGGGCUACAUGAGAACUCCCCACCCUACAAACACCCUCAGCCCGGGACAGGAGGCAGCAGAGGCCAUGCAUAAAAGAACCAGCGACAUGUUGCCGGCGCCGGCCCAGCAGUGUGCGGACGGCACGAGGGAUAACAAUUUGAUGUAUUAUUAUGGUCAAAUCCACAUGUACGAGCAGAACAGCAGCUUUGAUAAUCAUGCGGACUGCCGGGUCAGACAGCAGCAGUGUGCGCUGAACAGCAAGCCGGCUGCUCUGCCUUCCCCGGGCACGAACCAGGUGUCCAGCACGGUGGACUCACAAGGUCUUGAGCCGCCCCAGAUAGAUUUUGAUGCCAUCAUGGACGAUGGGGACCAUUCGAGCCUGAUGUCGGGAACCCUGAGCCCCAGCAUCCUGCAGAACCUCUCCCAGAACUCCUCUCGCCUGACGACUCCACGAAACUCUCUGACACUGCCCACCAUACCCGCGGGAAUAAGCAAUAUGGCAAUAGGCGAUAUGAGCUCCAUGCUAACCACGCUGGCGGAAGAGAGUAAAUUUCUAAACAUGAUGUCAUAA